Molecule: messenger RNA, 225 nt
Organism: Huiozyma naganishii CBS 8797
Lineage: Eukaryota; Fungi; Ascomycota; Saccharomycetes; Saccharomycetales; Saccharomycetaceae
Gene: RPS4A
Product: 40S ribosomal eS4 domain-containing protein
Exons: 2
Coding region: 1-225 (74 amino acids)
Biological process (GO): translation
Cellular component (GO): ribosome; cytosolic small ribosomal subunit
Molecular function (GO): structural constituent of ribosome; RNA binding
Source: RefSeq, a predicted model, not a curated record
AUGGCUAGAGGACCAAAGAAACAUCUUAAGAGACUAGCAGCUCCAAACCACUGGUUGUUGGACAAGCUGACCGGCUGUUAUGCCCCAAGACCUUCUGCCGGUCCACACAAGUUGCGUGAAUCUCUACCUUUGAUCGUCUUCCUAAGAAACAGAUUAAAGUAUGCCUUGAACGGUCGUGAAGUCAAGGCCAUCCUGAUGGAAAGACACGUACAAAGUGGACGGUAA